AUGAAUUACCCCACCUGGCCCCCCCCCAAUGCUUCUCCUCUUCAUGCGAUCGAGCCGUGGGGGCGCCAGCUGUUUGUGUUUACUCCUUAUGCUGCUGACCUUUCUGCUUCUCCCUCUGGGCCCUAUCCCCGGUGGCCGCCUCUGAGGGGUCCUGCUCCGCCUAUGAAUCGUUUAUCCCCUAACUUGGAGAGACUAUCAGCAGCAGCAGCAGCAGCAGCAGAGCGAGCAGCAGCAGCAGCAGCAGCAGCAGGUGUAUUGGGUGUUUUAUCUGAGGAUGCAUAUGAAGCAGCAACCGAAGCAAAGAAAGCAGCAGCAGCAGCAGCAACAGCAGCAGCAGCAGAAGUUGCUGCUGGGCCCCUGCUGCCAGCAGCAAACCCUAUUCUCUGUGUAGCUGACCACGGCCGCCGCCCCCUUAUGUUUCUCUCAGCCGCAGAUUUGUUUUUUAUAAAAAAAAACAUACAAAGAUUCAAAACCCUAAUCGAGGAGUUUAGACUCACAGCCAAGGCAUCAAACAUAGAAAAAAUAUACAGACAGAGGCGGCUGCUGCUGCCGUAUAAAACUGUUGGGAUGCAGAGAAUGAAGAAGGGGGAGCAUCAGUCUUAUGGAAUGAAAAAAGGAGUAGCCAGAGAAAAAAAAACAUAA
Molecule: messenger RNA, 642 nt
Organism: Eimeria mitis
Lineage: Eukaryota; Apicomplexa; Conoidasida; Eucoccidiorida; Eimeriidae
Product: Conserved Plasmodium protein, related
Exons: 4
Coding region: 1-642 (213 amino acids)
Source: RefSeq, a predicted model, not a curated record